Messenger RNA from Agelaius phoeniceus (red-winged blackbird), 3114 nucleotides. The record is from RefSeq and is a predicted model, not a curated record. NCBI's taxonomy places the organism in Eukaryota, Metazoa, Chordata, Aves, Passeriformes, Icteridae.
AUGCCGCUCCCGGGGGCGCCGCGCCAGGAGCCCGAGCGGGGCCCGGCAGCGCCCCCGGAGCCCCCCGGAGCCCGCGGGACAGCGGGGCCUGCUCGGCCCGCGCUGCCUCCGCGCACGCGCAGAGCGCCCGGCGCGCCAUGUCCCUCCGCCCGCCGCCCCCGGGGCUCUCCCCGCCGCUUUUCGGGGCUUCCUCCCGCUUUUAGGGACUUCCCCCCACUUUUAGGGGCUUCUUCCCGGCUCGUCCCGGCGGCGGGGGACGCGGGGAGAGCGGCGGCUGCGCGCCGGCGGAGCUUUGUGUUGUUCUUGGAAAGUUUCGCUCCACUUGUGAAUUCCCUGAACCUUGGCCUUGCCAGCCCCCUUGUGUUGGGCCCUCCUCCUUUUCAGCUUGCCCAAAUUAAGACCCACUUGGCUCUCCAGCGCUUGGCUGCCGGCGGCGGGCGGGCGCCUCCCCACGCUGGCGUCCGCCAGGCAUUGCUGAAAGACGCAAUGUUUAGCCCCAGAGGAACCUUGCCCCCGAGGCCCAGAGGACCCAACCCGGCGGGCACCAAACCCCCGGCAGCUUUCAGGGCCGGAGGCGCGGCGGGGCCGCCCAGGAAAGCCGCGCCCGCGACGCCCCAAGGAGCGCCCCAGAGAUUCUCGGGGCAGGAGUGGACGGGUUCGCAGAGGAUCAACGUCCGCGUCACGCUGCACAGGGCCGAUCCCAGGAAAGUCAAGGAGAAGAGCGGCCUGCACCAGGAGCAGAAGGGAGACCCGCGUGCCACUCGCUGGGAUGGCGGCCCCUGCCCCGCCGGCACCGCCGGGCCGAAGCCGCCCGGCCCGGCGCCGGUCCUGGAGCACAACUCCAACCCUCAGAACCGCUACACGCCCGAAAGCGCCUCCAGCAUUUUAGCGAGCUUCGGGCUGUCCAACGAAGACCUGGAGGAGCUGAGCCGCUACCCCGACGACCAGCUGACACCCGAGAACAUGCCGCGGAUCCUGCGGGAGAUCCGCAUCCGGAAGAUGGGCCACGCCGUGCCCGGCCUGCACGCUCCGAGCCGGGGGGAAGAGCCGGUGGGCGAGAGCAGCGGCACCGCCGUCAAGAGCAAAGUGAUCGACUACGGCCACGCCAGCAAGUACGGCUACACCGAGGACCCGCUGGAGAUCCGCACCUACAACCCCGAGGCGCUGCCCGAGGAACCGCUGGAAGCGCGCGUCUUCAAUCCCGAAAGCUCGAGCGCGGAGAGCCGGGAAGAAUUCCAGCGGGAGCAGAGCGUGCCGGUGGCCGUCCCGCCGCCCAACGUGCCGUGCAACCCCGUGUUCCCGGCCGAAGACCUCAUCAAGCUGCCGGCCUUCCCCGCCGACUCCUCGCCCGCUCCGUCGUUUUUCCCGGCCGAGCCGCCGGCCAAGGUGCCGGUGCUGUGCAGCGCCGCGCCCGCCGCGCUGCCGGUGGUGAAGCCGGCGUCCCAGCCGCCCAUGCCGCCGGUGCUGCCGCCCAUCCUGCCGGCGCUGCUGCCCACGCCGCUGCCGCAGCCCAUGCUGCCCCCGGUGAUGCCGCCGCUGGUCCAGCCGCCCGUGUCCCAGCACGUGUUGCCGCCCUUGACGCCGCCGCCCUUCUCGGCCGGGCUCCUGGCCGCCAUCAGCCAGCACGAGCAGAAGCAGCGCGACGCCGGCAGCGCCCAUCCCGGGCCCAGCGCCCAUCCCGGGCCCAGCGCCCAUCCCGGGCCCAGCGCCGCCGGCGGGGCCUCGGCGGGACACAAGCCCUACCACAAACCCUUCCACGCGCCGGCACAGGAGCCCAUCAAAUCCCCGUUCGGGGUGGUGAAGGCGUCCUGGCUGCCCGUGUUCCCGGAGCAGAAGAGCAAACGCCUGCCCACCCCGUCCAUGAUGAACGACUACUAUGCCACGUCGCCGCGAAUAUUCCCACAUUUGUGUUCUCUGUGUAACCUUGAAUGCACUCAUAUGAAGGACUGGAUCCUGCACCAGAACAACCCCGACCACCUCGAGAGCUGCCGCAGGCUGCGCCAACACCCGCCGAGCCGCUCUGGAGGCCGUCAUGCGCACGCUGGGCCCGGGUUUCCUGGCCGAGUUCCAGAGGCACAAAUCCCUGCAGGAGUCGCUGGGCAGAGCCCACGGCGUCCCCAGGAAACCCUCACGGCCCGGCCCCAAAGGGCCCCGCAAGGACGGGGACCCCGAAACCCCGGGGCCCACCCCAAAAAGAGACCGGGAGGAGGAGGAGGAGCAGCAGGAGGAGGAGGAGGAGGCAGCGGGGAAGAGCCAGCCCUACAACAGGCUGCUGCGGGAGGAGCUGCUGAGCUGUGGGACGGUGCUGCAGAUCUCGGAUCUGCCGGAUUCGGGAUUUUCCGACCAGGACAUCAAGAAAUUGGUGCAGCCCUUCGGGAAGGUCAGCGACCUCAUCGUGCUGCGCUCCCGCAACGAGGCCUACCUGGAGAUGAACUACAAGGAGGCCGUGAUGGCCGCGGUCAAGUUUGGGGAGACGGCGCCGGUGCUGCUCAACGGGAAACGCGUGCGGAUCAGCGUGGCCGAGAGAGCGCAGGCCAAAAAACCGGUGAAAAAACGAGUCCUGAACCCCAAAAAAACCCCAACAAGCACCAAGAAGGUCCCGAGCACCAACACCAAGAGCCCCAAAGUCCUGACAGGGAAAAAGGAAAAAGUGAAGAAAACGGUGGGAGAGAAGAAAGUGAAGAAAACCUCGAAUGUGGGAGCUCCCCAGGGCCAGAAGGAGCAGAGGAGCCCACGGCAGAGGCAGGGCCAGAGCCUGCGGUGAGCGAGGAACCCACGGACCCCGGCGGGAAGGACCCCGCUGACCCCGAUCCCUGCUGCGUGCUGCUGGUGUCCAACCUGCCGGAUGACCCCGAUCCCGAUCCCUGCUGCGUGCUGCUGGUGUCCAACCUCCCAGCCCGGGGUUACUGCCCAGAGGAAAUCUCCAACCUGGCCAAGCCCUUUGGGGGCCUGCGGGACCUGCUCAUCCUCUCAUCCCACAAAAAGGCGUUCCUGGAGAUUCCCCGCAGGGCCGCGGAGUCCAUGGUGAAGUUCUACGGCUGCUUCCCCAUGUGCCUGGAGGGGAACCAGCUCCGCAUCCGGCACGAGCCCCGGCACCAAUCCCUGCAGGACGAG